Molecule: messenger RNA, 3423 nt
Organism: Oryctolagus cuniculus (rabbit)
Lineage: Eukaryota; Metazoa; Chordata; Mammalia; Lagomorpha; Leporidae
Source: RefSeq, a predicted model, not a curated record
AUGGCGGCCCCCGAGCAGCCGCUGCUCGUAUCAAGAGGAUGCACAAGCUCUACGCUGUCCCCGCCGCGAGGCGACCGAACCCUUCUGGUGAGGCACUUGCCAGCAGAGCUGACCGCUGAGGAGAAAGAGGACUUGCUGAAGUAUUUCGGGGCGCAGUCCGUGCGUGUCCUGUCAGAUAAGGGGCGACUGAAACAUACAGCUUUUGCUACUUUCCCUAAUGAAAAAGCAGCCAUAAAGGCACUGACAAGACUUCAUCAGCUGAAACUUUUAGGUCAUACUUUAGUUGUUGAAUUUGCUAAAGAACAAGAUCGAGUUCACUCUCCAUGUCCUGCUUCAGGCACUGACAGAAAAAAAAGAUCUGAUGACAUUGUGGAAGAUGAUAAAGAAAAGAAAGAAGUUGAUUGCUUAACAAUAGAAAAUGGAAUCGCACCAAACCAUGGGCUGACUUUUCCUCUGAAUUCAUGCCUCAAGUAUAUGUACCCACCACCUUCAAGCACAAUCCUAGCAAACAUAGUAAAUGCUUUGGCAAGUGUGCCUAAAUUCUAUGUACAGGUGCUUCAUCUUAUGAAUAAAAUGAAUUUGCCCACACCUUUUGGACCAGUUACUGCAAGACCUCCUAUGUAUGAAGACUAUAUGCCAUUGCAUGCACCUCUUCCACCCACAUCUCCUCACCUACCUGAGGAACCUCCUUUACCAGACGAGGAUGAGGAAUUAUCUAGUAAAGAAUCAGAAUAUGAGAGCAGUGAUGAUGAGGAUCGACAGAGCUCUCUCCUAUGGCCUGGGAAAGCAGUAGAAGAUCGCCCAAGUGCUUGGGCCCCUGCACCCACGUGGGAGACCCGGAAGAAGCUUCUGGCUUCUGGCUCCUGGCUUCGGAUUGGCACAGCGCUGGCUGUUGCGGCCAGUUGGGGAGUGAACCAGUGGAUGGAAGACCUCUCUGCCUCUCCUCGCUCAAUAAUGAGCAAACUAAUGGAACUAGCAAACCUUCAGCCCAAAAGACCAAAGACUGUAAAGCAGCGCCAUGUGAGAAAAAAACAAAAGAUAAAGGAUAUGCUGAGUACGCCUUCAUCUGCUUCACACAGCAAUUUACAUCCAGUGCUGUUACCAUCAGAUGUAUUUGACCAACCACAACCUGUAGGUAACAGAAAAAUUGAAUUCCAUAUAUCUACUGACAUACCAGCAGCAUUUAAGAAAGAUUUAGAAAAGGAAGAAAAUUUUGAAGAAAAAAAAUGUGAUGUACCUGGUGCUGAAGUUGAUGCAUCCAAUAUAGGAUUUGGAAAAAUAUUCCCAAAGCCUAAUUUGAACAUCACAGAGGAGACUAAAGAAGACUCUGAUGAGAUGCCAUCAGAAUGUAUUUCUAGAAGGGAGUUGGAAAAGGGCAGAAUUUCUAGAGAAGAAAUGGAAGCACUUUCAGUUUUCAGAAGUUAUGAACCUGGUGAACCAAACUGUAGAAUUUAUGUAAAGAAUUUAGCUAAACAUGUUCAAGAAAAGGACCUUAAAUUUAUUUUUGGAAGAUAUGUUGACUUUUCAUCAGAAACACAACGGAUCAUGUUUGAUAUACGGUUAAUGAAAGAAGGUCGCAUGAAAGGUCAAGCUUUCAUUGGACUUCCAAAUGAGAAAGCAGCAGCAAAAGCCUUAAAGGAAGCUAAUGGAUAUGUUCUUUUUGGAAAACCCAUGGUGGUUCAGUUUGCUCGAUCUGCUAGACCAAAACAAGAUUCUAAAGAAGGAAAAAGGAAAUGUUAAAAAUCAGUAAAGCAUUCCUGCGUUAAUACUGCUGUAAUACUGUCAUACAAAGUGUAUCCUUUCUUGUGGUAUCCUUUUUGGGGCAGUGCUUUUUUUUUUUUUCUCUAGAAUUGUUUUGUCCCUCUUCUACCUACCUAUUGACCUAGGUUAAGUAAUAAUUUUUUAUACUUUAUUCAAAUGAAAUAUUUGAAAAACUAUGUAGAUUGAACAAGUUUUUUAUUUUUCUUAGAUUUACUGUUGAAUUUCUGAUGUCCUUUAGUUUGUAUAAUUUUUCCAGAGAAAGUUAGUGAAUCAGGUCAACUUACUUUGAGAAUAUGCAUUUACUUUAACCAUGAUCUUGUUUCUUCUAUUUGUGUAUUGCCUAAAUAUAAUUCAGAAACAUCUGCUUUCUAGUUUAUGUUAAUAUUCAGUUUAGGUGCUUUAUAGAAUUCAGACAUAAUUUGAAAUUUAAAACAACUGAAUCUCUACAUUAAUUCCAAGUGAGAGUAUUACAUGUCAGUUCUGAAGUUUAUUAUUGAAAUCUCCUUUGACACAUACACUAAUUAGAAGUAUUUUUCUUCUCACCAUUUUUUCUAAACAAAAAAAAGAGACAAUAAGAAAAUUAUAACAGAGGGGAAAAGACAAUGUUGAUUCAAGGUAGCCCCGUUAGAGAAACACUUCUGGUAGGUAUAUGAAGAAAGAAGUUUCUAAAAUGUUAGAUGACCAGAAUUACCCAGAAUAGUGAUUCUCAAUCUUGGCUGCACAUUGGAAUGACCUGGAAACUUUAAAAAAAUAAAAUACUGAUUAAAAGAAAAAAUAUAUAUUGAUGUCUGAUUCCCCUUCAGAUUUUGACUUAAUUGCUUAUACUGUAAUAUGGCUGUUGGCAUUUUUCAGAUUUUUCAUAGUGAAUGUAAUAUGCAUCCAAGGUUAAAAAUCUACCAAAGAAACGUUUUUCUGCAUAAGGAUUCCUAGGCUUUAUCUUAGAACUAAUAAGUCAGAAUAUCUGGAAAUGGAGGUAUCUAAGGAUCUAGUUUGAGUAAUUGUGGGGACUGACCAUUUUGAAUCCUGUUUUCUUAGAGUGAAAUUGUGAGGUACUAAUAUCAACCUAGCCAUCCAGCCUUCUAUAAGUAUAACAGUAAAGAGUUGGGACCUAUAUAUUUCUUCAGAAUUCUUUCGUAAAGUACUAUGAAAACUACUCAGAAUCCUGUAUAUAAUCAUUAUUACCAUAAGAACUCAGUUUAUUAAUAAUCAUUAUCACUCUAAGAGUGUAUUGAGAGUAGAUAUUGAAAUUGCAAUUGUUCAUUUUUUCUAUAGGCACAAUGAAAAAUAUUUUAUUUUUAUGGUAUAAAUAAAUUUAUAUAUGACUGUUAAUUAAAUUUGGAUAUUUUGACAUGAUUCACUAAUUUUCUAAGUGCAAAUGUUUUAGCAUUUACUUUUAAACUAGUGAACAGUUAACAGUUACAUUUGUGAUUAUUUUUUUAAUUGACUUUUUAUGAUGUUUUAGGUUCCUUUUGAAUUCCGUAUCUUUCAAGUGCUUUUCAACUUUGAGAAGAAAUUUACCAGUUGGACUAUGGAACUGUGCGUAACAAGCUUUGCAAAUGUGUUUAAAAAUUAAAUCUAUACGCAUUUAAAUCAGUUUAUUAGAGAUAUAUGUGCUUUAACAAGUUGCCUUAUAUAUAAUAAAUUAUUUUCAUUCCAAUAAAA